ACCCUCCUCAGGUCGGCGCUUCACCAACUUGCAGCGAACAAAUGGCUCAGAAGUAUCCUACGUUCCAUCGCUACAGUAUCUCUCGUUACCGUAGAAGAAGAGGCGACCCCCCACCGCCUCUGCUCUCCCAAGAUUUUUUUUUCCUAACAGUUUGUCGGCUUUGCUUAAACCUUUCAACCCCACCUUAUUUAUAAACCCCUCUUCACCACCAUUUUUCUCACCUUUUCAUUUUGCCUACCAAAACUUUGUUUUCGAUAAAUGAACCCAGAAGAUGAACUGCAUCCCAAAUCCCCUUCGAAAUUGUCCACUGCUACAACUAGUUCUUCAAUUCAAGUAGAGACGACAAUGGGUUCCCAGCAGAUUCCUUCUAGUUCUCUCUUUGUGGACACAACAUUUGGUUUCUCUCCAUCUCCGUUGUCUUCGCCAUUUCCGUCUCCUUUGAUGGAAUUCGAAGCUUUUUCUGGGAUGAACCUGCCUUUGUCAGGUGGUGUUGAAGAGGAGCCUGUUGGGGUGCCUCAACCUCUAGAGUGUCUGCAGGGUAACCCAAUCCCGCCUUUUCUGUCCAAGACGUUUGAUUUGGUGGAUGACAGCUCUUUGGAUCCGAUCAUAUCGUGGGGACCAACAGGGAAGAGCUUCGUGGUAUGGGAUCCGGCCGAGUUUGCUAGGCUGAUUCUCCCUCGGAAUUUCAAGCACAACAAUUUUUCCAGUUUUGUUCGCCAGCUUAAUACUUAUGUGGGUAUUGCAGUAACACGGCCUGCUUAAAAUUGGCCGUGUCAUCUCUACUUGUACGUUGUUAUUGUUGUUCUUCUUCUUGUUGCUUGUUCUUUUUGUUUUUGUUUUUUCCCUGUAAUUCUUUUUUUUUUUUCUUCGUUUCGUUUCAUGGUUUAGGCCGGUUUUGUAAAAUGUGUAACAUACUCAUAUGGUUUAUUCAUGUACAGUUAACAAUCAAAUAUUGUAUUAGAU
This is a messenger RNA of Rubroshorea leprosula, 963 nucleotides long. NCBI's taxonomy places the organism in Eukaryota, Viridiplantae, Streptophyta, Magnoliopsida, Malvales, Dipterocarpaceae. The record is from the annotation of a GenBank genome assembly.